AUGGUAAACUACAGAAACAGGUGUCGCACUGAGCUCGAGCGAUACUGUCAGGAAUUUUAUGCUCAUAACAGGGCAGCACAGCAUCUAGCAAACGACAUCUUGGAAGCAAACGGUGCCAAGGAACAGCAAAGGCAUGCUAGCUUUGAGCAGAAUUCGACUGGUCACCUUUCUGUAUCCACGGCCUACUAUACAGUGUCUGAUUCAUCAAAACAAUGCUGGGAAGAAGACAUGGUAGUUGACUAUUCAACUAUCGAUGAGUUUGAUUAUUCCAAUAUCCAACCUAACACUGAUGACUAUUUCAACAAAAUUUCUGAGGAGCCCAUCAGACAGAAACGAACAGCAGGGGAUGAUCCUUUGUGUGUUUGGCAUUCUGACACUGAACUUUUUCUCGAAGAAUUCAUUCGUUUGGAGGGCCGUGGAAGUGACACUCAGGAUACCUGCUGCUGCAGCAGUGAUGAAUCACCAUUGUAUAGAUGCAGGGAUUGCCAUGGUACUGAACUUUGGCAACUAUUUCACCGAAUUGAGUAUUGGAAUAGUUCUUUCUUUCAAAGGACAUCACUUAAGUCUCUUGGCCUACACAUUCAACUCGGACAUCGCAUUGGCAUUCGAUGCAACAACCCAAUUCCCGCUUCCAACAAUGAUUUUGUCGUCAUUGAUGUCAAUGGUGUCCAUGUCAUUGGGCUGGAUUUCUGUAGAUGCGAAGUUGCUCAUCCUCACGUCACCCAACUUUUACGAGUCCGCUUGUUUCCUGCAACAACCGUCAGGCCCAAGACCGCUGCGACUUUCUGUGCACUCGAAUACUUUCAAAUCCUAUCUUUUGAGUCAAAGUCAUCUGCCCUCCAGUUUUAUCACACUAUUGUACGUUUGACCGACAAUACAGGCAUCCACAUUCCCAAGGAUCACUAUGAAUCUCUUCUAUGCAUGAUGCGUGAAUGGUGUUUCUUGAAGCAAAUGAAACAGUUUGGCCAGGGACAUCAUCCUGAAAGCAUGACUUCCAUGCAACCUGGUGCAUGUGUGGUGCUGUGUCCAGCUUUCCCCCAUCCUGGAAAGAACUUGCCUGAUGAGUGGGUAAAUGCUCCACCUGAGUCAAAAUUCUUAUACACACUUUUUGUAGCAAUCAAUGCCAAUUUACGACUAGCUCGGCAUAAUGUUUCGUCAGACACUGUCGAUCCUGGACUCAAUCACAGUUACACAUUUUUUGUUGAAGAGACAGCAUUCAAGUCUUUUCUCAAUUUGCAUGAAUGCAUAAUUCAAGAGAAAAGCACAUGUUCGAGCCACAACACAGUCAAUAUGGCUGAUACAAAGGCGUCCCGUGGUCUUGCAGCAACAGGAGCUGGUACCAUUGACUGCGCACAACAUGACUUCAAAUGUCCGAACUCAGUCUGUGACUUACAGAAAGGUGAAAGGUACAUCAAUAUGGAUUACAUGUUUUUUUCUAGCAUGCUGUUGGCAUCUACCCUCCAAGUCAUCAAUAUUUCCUAUGACAUUGCAUGCCAAUGGAGCAAAAAACUCUGGACACGCAUGUCUGUAUUCCCUCAGCAGUACCACCUGGAUCACAACUCCAAAACUAUCACCUUUCUGGUUCCAAAGUUCCACCUCCCUGCAUACAUCUUAAGCUGUCAGACAACAUACUUGUUCAAUUUCAUCAAGGGGGUCGGGAGAACUGACAGCGAAGCACCGGAACGUGGAUGGGCUGAUAUCAACCCAGUCGCCACUAGUACUCGCAAGAUGGGUCCUGGCUCAAGGUGUGACACCCUCGACAACCACUUCAACGACUGGAAUUGGAAAAAAGUGUGCUUAAUGGGUAAAACUCUUACAUGCAAGGUCAAGGCUGCCUUGCCUGAGUGUCUUGAAUGCACCCGUGACUUAAAUGAGUUUGAGGCGGCACUUGAUCCCACCCAGUUAGCUUCUUGGAAGUGCGACAUUGAGGCUUGGGAGUCCGACCAUUCCCAACCAAAUCCCUUCGAACUCAAGGUCACUAUACUUCAAGCUGUCACCCAAGCAUCAGUUUGUUUAGCAUUGUCAAAAGCUGAAAGCGAUGAAAUGGAAUGUGGCACAAUUAUGUCUCUCCAUGAUGACAUAUCACUGUCAAUGCUCAUUUCGUCAGGGUUGGAACUCAAAGAUCAGCAGCAGCAUCUUGAGUUUGAAGGCCAUAACAUUGGACAACACCCCACAGAUUCUCAGCAGGCAACUCUCUUACAAUGCAUCAAUUCCCUCCGCCAACACAUUUACAUGUGGUCGUGUGUGCAACUGCUGUAUAUGCCAUGCGUGUCACGGCUGUGUUUGUCUGACAACAUUGCUAUGGAACUCAGAGUCCAUAACAUCAAUCUACUUCUCCCCUUGGCAAUACCUACUAGUCUACCCUGUGAGCACCGCUUGCUGGAGUUCAAGUGGGUUUUAUGGGAAGCACAGGCAAACAAUGCUAUAAACAACAUUCGCAAUGUUCUCAAUUUGAAGUACCACCUAUACAAGCACAAGGACAUGUUUAUUCGAGGCCAACACGCAAAUACUCAAGCAACUGGCAUGAUCAACAAUGCCGACAAUCGAAUUGACACCCUCGCUGCCAAGUAUAAUGCAGCAAGGGAUGCGCUCAUCAAGCUGGCACCAAGGUUACAGAAGAACGAUGAGUGGCAACUCACUCUCAAGCCACUUGAUCGCACAAAGGAUGCUGUUCCUUUGACACAAGAUGAUGGGACCACUGUUGGCCAGCAACAAGUGUCUUGGAUUUGGAAGAUGCCCGGUGUCUCCAACAAUGCUGAAUAUGGCCUACAGGACUCACAUCAAUGGGAAGAAGAAGUGCAAAUGAAGAUAGCUAUCUGGUGGGAGGCGCAGAGCUCACAGCGUGUUUUCGGGUUGUCUGAGGCUGCGGAAGGCGCAGCUGCAUAUGCACAUCGCCAGGCAUCGCUGCGGUGA
Suillus bovinus is the source of this 2913-nucleotide messenger RNA. RefSeq lists its product as uncharacterized. Bases 1 to 2913 code for a protein of 970 amino acids. Lineage: Eukaryota; Fungi; Basidiomycota; Agaricomycetes; Boletales; Suillaceae. The record is from RefSeq and is a predicted model, not a curated record. The transcript has 12 exons.